Aspergillus saccharolyticus JOP 1030-1 is the source of this 849-nucleotide messenger RNA. RefSeq lists its product as uncharacterized. NCBI's taxonomy places the organism in Eukaryota, Fungi, Ascomycota, Eurotiomycetes, Eurotiales, Aspergillaceae. The record is from RefSeq and is a predicted model, not a curated record. The coding region runs from base 289 to 786 and encodes 165 amino acids. The transcript has a single exon.
AUCAUCGUCUCCGCACCUACUUAUCCAAUACCGUGAAUUUGAGCAAAUUGACUGGUCGGUAGAUAGCAGAAAUGAGCAGAACUCCAAGCACCUCCCCUGAUCUCAAUACCGAGCUCUAACCCACAUGCCCCAAACCGUCUGUGUCUUGACUCAGCUGUCACGCGAAGGGCGGUAACUAUCGAUCAAGCGCUUGCGUUUGUGCGACGGGUAAGGACUUCCCUCCAUGGUGUUGUCAUUGCUGCUGUGGUUGUUUUGAUUGUUGGAGGGUCCCUCGAAGGAAGAUCCCCAAUGGGGACGACCAGUAUCACGAGCUCUAGGUCGCGGAGUCAGGUCGCCAACAUAGCGCCUAAAGUCUCUACGGCGCGGGCCACGAAAGGUGACUCCGGCCAUGCCACGACGGCUAGGGUCCUCGAAGCGGCGCUGGCGACCUCCGGUAAGUUGCACAGCGCGGUCGCGGGCCAGGCGGAAGUGAUAUUCAAGGUCCGGAAUGAGAGGGUGGUUGAAACGUCCGUUGGCCCGGAGGUAUUGCAGCGCGUUCUCCGCCGUGUCGCGCAGGAAGCGGACCGAGGACUCGGUAUCCGUGUUAGUGUCACUGUGACGAUAGAAGUCGUUCUUGGCCUGACGGAACCGGAUGACGAGGAGGUUGAUGUUCGGUUGGAUGCUGAUGGGUCCUUCGGACGUGCCUGGAGUGUUCAGUAUAGCCGCGUCUCCUUCAGCAGUGUUAGGGUCGUCAGUGCCGCCGACAGCUCCGCCCACGCUCUCGCUGUCCCCGAGGCCGAAAGCUAGAACGAAGGAACCGUGUUAGCAUGCAGCUUGCAUCCGGUGCUGAGAAUCGUACCUCUGUCCAGC